UCGGCUAUUUCGGUGCUUUGCGUGCCUAGUUUGCGUGCAUUCAUUUAGUUUUCGAUUAAUUCUUUUCAACAAUAUUUUCGAUUUUUGAGAAAUACUUGUAAUAAUUUGUAAUUUAACUAUCUCAAUUGACAUACACUAUUUGUUUAUUUUAAUUUUAGUAAUAAAAACGAAAAGGGUCGUGUCUCUCAGUUAUGAUGUCUGAAUAUUAUGAUCAUUAUCAUCGGUGGGAGCCACUUGCUGAGUUCCAAUUUGCAAUACAUGAUGAUCCUGAAGAAUUGGAAAACAAUUAUCUGUACUGCCUCUGCAGUAGAGUAUUUCUAAAAGAUGGCAUAAAAACUUAUUAUGCUGAGAAAGAAGAUGCAAGUGAAAGUGAUGUUGAAGUGCUGCGAGACUCUCAAUCUCAGGAGUGGGAUGAACACUCACAUGUACAUUUCUCAUUGGAUACUUCAUAUAAGGUGAAGUGUGAGAAAGAUGAAGGAGCAAGUUGCUACUGUAGUGCAUCACAUACUGAUAAUUAUUGCUCCACCGAUGAACAUGAUCCAGCGCAAAUCCAUGGUGCCAUGUCCCAUGCUCUUCAACCCAGUGACAGUGGGGCAGACCUCACAUACCAAGAUUGUCACUCUGACUACACACAUGAUCAAUUGGAAAAAAUGGACCAAGAUUUCCAAACGCAAAGUAUAUCAGAAAUAAUAGAAAACUACUUAUCUGAAGACACAUGGGAGAAGUUUUGGGCUGUAAAUGGAGAAAGGAUUAUUUGGGCUUCAUGGAUUAAAAAGUACAGUGACUACAUCAAUCCUGCUUAUUUAGAUGAUAAUAAUGAACUGGUAAUGGAUGAUAAUAAUAUCCCAAAGGAACAUUCAGCAGACCAGAUAUUUUUUAAUAAAGACACACCUGUUUUAAAUACAAACGAGGAUGGUAUCAGAGAGAGAAAAUUCUCAUAUGAUUCUAAAGUUAACCCAUACAAGAAAAGUCGCCCAACUGCUGAUAAAGGUGUUAAAAAUUUUGAUUCAGAAAAUAAAGAAGAUACAUGGUUUCCAUUAGCCAGAAAAAGGUCUUGUUCUGAACAUGACAGAAUUUUAAGUCCCAGAACUAUAGGAGGCACAGAUUCAAUGACUAAUAUAACAAAAAUUACCAUUUCAAGUUAUGAUAUAACUUCAAGUCAUGUCACAUCUGAGUCAACACCAACUGAUGAUUAUAGUGUGUCAUCAUCUACCUCAGAUGACCAGUCAAAUGACCAAACUAGAAUUAUCAAUAUAAAUGAAAGCACAGAUUUAGUUCCAUCAGAGGAAUUAGAUACAGAGCAGUAUUGGCAGUUUUUAUGGAAAAAGCAUUUUGGUGAACAAUAUGCAUUGCAUUAUGCAAAUUAUAUUGAAUACCAUGAUGCAAAAGAUAAAGAUUUACCUGAAAUAAAUGUUGAAAUGAGUCCAGAAUUAGUUGAUAAUAUUGAUGAAAAACCAGUUGAUAUAGAGUGUGAGAAUAGUGAAGGGAACUCACAAGAGAUGCCCUCUGUAAUAGAAGUAUCAGAAGUAUUGACGCAAAUAGAUGAGAUAAAGUUGGAUGAUAAAGUUAAUAAACCAAAGAAAAGGAAUAAAAAAACAAGCAAUAGGUAUCUUGGAUCUGUUGGUGUUUUAUUGCAGAAUUUACUUAAAGAAGAACAAAAGAACAAUGAAGAGAAUGAAGUAUUUGAAGGUGCAGAAAAAGAUGGUGAUAAAGUGGAGACAGUAACAGUCGAUGUUGUAGAUGGGACUGUAAUUUCAAGAACAUCAGUGCAGCAGCCUGACAAUGUUACAAACUAUACAUUAUAUAAUUAUGAUGAUGGUGAUGACGACCCACCUGAAGAAAAGCCGGUCUCAUUAAAAAGAAGCCAUGAAAUGGAUGAAGAAGAGAUCGCAUCAGAGAAGGUCAAGUCUACAUUCGAAAUAAUGGGGUUCUCUACAAAUCAUGAUAAUGUACCUAAGGGUCAACUUGUGUAUAGGAAAAGGCUGGCGAGACUCCGUCCACCAAGACACAAAAGAUUCGGAGUGGGUAGAAAGACGUAUUACGACGACGAUGGUAAUGCAUACCAGCCACGAGACUCUUAUGAAGAACGUGAAAUCCAAACAGAUGAAGACAUGGAUAAAUCAGAUAGUGAUAAAAGGACUCAGAUGACAAAUGUAGAGUUAGAACAGGACACAGAUGUUGUGGAGAACAUUAAUAUAGACAAUGAUGAUAGAAAGGAUGUUGUUAUUGAGGCAGCAGAUGUAGAGCUACCACCAGAUUUGGAAACUUCAUUCAGUGAUGCACAAGAUAAUGAGGAACAAAAUAGUGAGAAUGCAAUGAUAGAAAAUACAGUACCAAACACAUCUGAUACAACGAAACGUAGGAGACGAAAUAAACGUCAUUCCCGACUGGAUGUCGCAGGUGUUGAUGUAUCAGAUAUGCCUGCUGAGCUGAAAGAUGAUCCGAAGAUGUUCAAGUACUGGAAGAAAAGGCAUUCAUUAUUUCACAGGUUCGAUGAGGGCAUCAAGUUGGACCGCGAGAGCUGGUUCAGCGUGACCCCGGAGCAGGUGGCCCGACAUAUAGCUUCCAAGUUUUCUUACGACGUCGUGCUGGAUGCCUUUUGCGGUGCUGGUGGCAAUACUAUACAAUUCGCUAACACUUGCAAAAAAGUAAUAGCAGUAGACAUUGAUCCAGCUAAGAUUGAAAUGGCAAAGCACAACGCGGAAGUGUAUGGCGUAGCCGAUCGCAUAGAGUUUAUUGUGGGGGACUUCUUCGAGUUGGCGCCGACAUUGCAGGCUGAUAUGGUGUUCCUCAGCCCGCCCUGGGGAGGACCCACCUAUUCCAAAAGUUCGUCUUACGAUUUAGAAACAAUGUUAGAGCCUAGACCUGCGUCCGAAUUGAUGACGGUAGCGCGAAAUAUAUCAUCCAAUAUAGCUUUAUAUGUGCCAAGAAACACCAAAUCUGACCAGUUACUGACGUUGGCAAAGACAAUCGGCGGUUCCUUGGAGCUGGAGCAGAGUUACCUGGACAAAAGAUUUGUUGCCAUUACAGCAUACUUUUAUAAUUAAAGUAAUAAUAUUAUUUCUUAGUUGCCAGUAAUUUUAAAGUCACAUUGUAUUCUCCUGUCUCUGGCAUGCCAUUAUUUAAAAAAAUAAGCUUGUGAUAAAAAAUAAUUCACUACUCAAUCCAAUGCCUAAGUUAUAUUUGCGGGAUAUAUUGAAUUUUAGCUCAUUAUUGUUAAUUUUAAGACUAAUACGUAAUUUGAAAGGAUGCCAAUAUUUAUACAUAAUCAUAUUUUGUCAUUUAAGGGAUUUGUCAAUUGAGUAAUUAAUAUUUCUCAAGAAUCUAUACAUGCAUUAUGCAGUUAUUGUUAAUCGAGUUUCGUCUCUUUGGAAUACUUGAUAAAUUUAUCUCUAUACACGUAUGUAUUGAGUAUCAUUCCAUAUUAUAGUAGAUUUUAACUGCCUUCUUACUUGUUGCUUUUACGCUUAAGCCUAUAAUUGUAUAUGUUUAACGUAACCACUAUUUUUUCUUGUCAAAGUAGGACGCCUAACUAAAUAAUAAUAUAUAGGUAAUUUUUUUUUUAAUAUCAUAUUGUUAUGUUCUUGUUUUCUUUUUAACUGCAAGUGGUCCACUCGUGUUGUAGUUUUUUUUUAUUUACAUAGACAACGACGUAUUUUUGGUAAAGCGGAACAUUUUGCUUUGUGUGUAGGCAGAACUGAUAGCCUGAUAAAGUGGCUAUUCGUGUCCUAGGCAGAACAGAUAUGCUUUAAAUGGCCACGUUAGGUAUGCGCUAAAUUAAUUUACACCAUACUAGGUCAAGCAAAUAGGUCGUUAACUGUAUUUUGUGAUUUUUUUUUACUGUCUGAUCUAGGUACAGCAAUAAAAAUAUAUUUUAAGAGGAACCGCUCAAUACAAUUAUUUUAAGAUACCUUUAUCUAGUACUGUAUAACUUGAUUAGUAUUAAAAUGAGUAUAGUGUUUCUUAAUAAAAAACAACAAUGUAUUUAAUUAGCGCUGAAUAUUUAAUCAGUGACUACUAGUUGAGCGGAGCGCGAAACGCAGAGUGAUCUUAGAGAUCCGAUUUGCACUCUUUGUAACGAUCCUCCGAAACGGCUUGACCGAUCAAGACCAAAAUUUCACCGAUGCUUUACCACACAAAAAAAUUACGCAUGGUCAAGGCCGAGGUUUUAAAAAUAAACUGCGCUCCCCUCAACAUGGUGUGUAAACAACACACCGGUAACAAACCUAGUCAUAUAGUGUUGCCAAGGGUUUGUUUAUGUAACGCAGUUGCAUUAAAUUCUCAUUUGAAACAGAUUGAAAUUUAAAGUUUUAUAUUUAUGUACGAACUGUUUCACAUCAGCGAGUUAAGCUGCUGUAAUUGUUAAAUGUUUUAUACGAAAUAACAGAAUUGAUAAUUUUUAUAUCUUUCAAGUGAGAAACGAUUACAACUGGGCCACAUUAAAUAAGUAAACCUCGGUAUUUAUCUUAAAUAGUGUGAUAAAAUAAAAUUGACUUUAGAAAAAUUAAACAAUAUUGGGCAGUACCCAAAUAUUUUAUAUCUCUGCGAUGUUGUAAGCCUAAGCUUGAUUAGAAAAUCAAUCUAUCUAUAUCAUGAUUUAUGCCACUGGAUUCCACUUUACACGCACAAUAUUGCAUUUGUGAUUAUUAUAAUAUACGUUAAUAUAUAAAUUUUUCAAACUUAUCUAUGUAUGAACCAUGAAACUGGUAUGAGAGGAAGAAUUAAAUUUAUAAUAUAACUGUUGACAAGUCCCGGCUUCGCAGAUGCGCUACAAAUCUUUGAAUUUCUCGGCUUGCUCUAUACUAUAACAUGCAUGUAUUAUAUAUAAACCUUCCUCUUGAAUCACUCUAUUGCUGACAAUUUAAUUAAAAUUCGUUGCGUAAUUUUAAAUAUAUAAGCGGCGGCGGGGACGAUUUUG
Molecule: messenger RNA, 4918 nt
Organism: Achroia grisella
Lineage: Eukaryota; Metazoa; Arthropoda; Insecta; Lepidoptera; Pyralidae
Gene: Tgs1
Product: trimethylguanosine synthase
Exons: 10
Coding region: 192-3047 (951 amino acids)
Biological process (GO): 7-methylguanosine RNA capping; 7-methylguanosine cap hypermethylation
Cellular component (GO): nucleus
Molecular function (GO): RNA cap trimethylguanosine synthase activity; S-adenosylmethionine-dependent methyltransferase activity
Source: RefSeq, a predicted model, not a curated record